Messenger RNA from Schistocerca gregaria, 3476 nucleotides. Its product is annotated as transcription factor E2F6-like. The transcript has 10 exons. Gene Ontology annotation, cellular component: RNA polymerase II transcription regulator complex. The record is from RefSeq and is a predicted model, not a curated record. Gene Ontology annotation, molecular function: RNA polymerase II cis-regulatory region sequence-specific DNA binding; protein dimerization activity; DNA-binding transcription factor activity, RNA polymerase II-specific. Lineage: Eukaryota; Metazoa; Arthropoda; Insecta; Orthoptera; Acrididae. Gene Ontology annotation, biological process: regulation of transcription by RNA polymerase II. The coding region runs from base 768 to 2015 and encodes 415 amino acids.
UGAAAAUGUUAACCGUUAACAUUCAAUAGUGUGGGUAGUUCAUAUAGCAUGAGAAACGAAGUAACGUGAAAUGUUAAGACCGGAUGAUGCAUCGUCUAGCUUCGUGAUAGAUAUUCGGAUAACACGUUUAGUUUCAUGCUAUAUUUUGGAAUAACGAUCAGCGUCGAGUGGAAAGAAAGAAAUAACGAUAUUUGUAAGAUGCUAAUUACUGAACCACGUGUCGUGUUGAUAGUUGCUGGGAAAAAGCAGUCGUUGUAUUAGAUGUUAAAAUAUUGACGUGAAGUAAAACGCGUGCCACAGUUUCUUGAUUGGAGAGUUGUUAUAUACAGACGUGUGCAAUUUUUGGGAAUCAUUUGAACUGCUAUUCUUGUCUUGGAAGUCUAUGCAGGCACUUCAGUGCGUCACACGUGUUCGAUUUUGUUGCAUAUAGAUUUCUGUUCCUGCAAUUGUUCAGUGUACUUGUUUAUGGUUAUAUUUUGCAUUCAUCUGUGAUACUUGUAACUUGGAAAGUAUGUGUGUUUUUACGUAUACCUUAAAUAUCUUCGAACGUGCAGCAACAAAAUUGGGUAGCAUAUUGUAAUGGAAGCUUGUUUUUAGGCAAAAAAAUUGUCAGUUGUAAAAAUGCCACUCUUACACAAAAAUUGGAAAAUCUUACCCAGAGGACUAACUGCUAACAGUUACUACUGAAGUGAAUGAAAAUUCCUGUGCAUUGGAAAUAAUUAUCAGGAUUUCCUUCCAGCAGGCCUGGAUAGUGUGCCACUAGCGGCAUGCCUCGUGGGAGAAGGCCUGCUGCAUUGACUAAUAAUGGGACCCGAAAUAUCAGCACACCAGAAGCGAAACUGGGUGAGCAGCAUUAUGUUGAUAUCACAACUGCAGAAGAGGUGACAGUUGUUACACCAACUUCAUAUCAUCUGCUUGAUCAUGAAUAUGGUCAGACGCCACAGAACCAGAUAAUAAGGUGCCCUGCAGUUCCACCACCAAGGAGUGAGAAUGUUAAACGGCGCUUAAAUCUGGAAACAUCACCAGCAAGUGAUGCUGGUUUCAAGACUCCUCGCUCCAAAACUCGUUUGAGGACAGCAUCCAGCUCAAGUUCUUGCUCAUAUGGAAGUCCAAUACCAAAAGGGAAAAAUGUAGAACGAACGCGGUAUGAUACAUCCCUUGGCCUACUAACAAAAAAAUUCUUAAAUUUACUCCAGUCUUCACCAAAUGGUGUUGUUGAUCUCAAUAAAGCAUCAGAAUCUUUGGAUGUCCAGAAGAGGAGGAUAUAUGACAUCACUAAUGUGCUUGAAGGCAUUGGAAUUCUGGAAAAGAAGUCAAAAAACAACAUACAAUGGAGAGGUGGCAGUAUGGUUGGCAGUUCGGGGCUGUCAUCUGCAAGUAAACUGCAGUGUGAUAUAGAAGACUUGGAAGCCAAAGAAAAUGAUCUUGAUGCACUAAUACAAAAUGCUGAGGCCAAUCUUCGCCAAAUGAGUGAAAAUAAACGUUACGCUUACAUCACAUACCAAGAUUUAAGGAGCAUUGCAGAAUACCGCCAACAAAUGGUGAUGGCUAUCAAAGCUCCGCCAGAAGCAAAACUUGAAGUACCAUCGGCAAGUGAGGGCUUGACAAUGCAUAUGAAGAGCCAGCAUGGUGAAAUUGAGGUUUUCCUUUGUCCAGAAGAACCAGCACCUCAACCCACUCCUGAGCCUGUAGCCUCAUGUAGUGCUGGGGAAUUUGGUCUUGGUCUUGACAGUCUGGAACUGUCAGAAGAUUUUGUAAUUAAGGAAGAAGAUCCAAUAGGAAGGGAAUGUGACGAAGACAUAUUACCAGGUCCCAGCAGCCUUGGUCCUCUUAUGGGAGGCAAGCAGUCAGAUCCACAUCUUCCUACAGCUGCAGAACCAGAUACCAUGCUGGACAUGGGAUUUUCGUCAUAUUGCGAGCCUUUCCUGUCGCUGGAGCCUCCACUGUCUGAUGCAGACUAUAACUUCAGUUUGGAUGUGGAUGAGGGCCUUAUGGAUCUCUUUGAUUUUUCUUAAAACCAGAAGUGCCCUUCUUUGUGAGAUGCUGUGUUACUUACAUAUAUGGGUAUCAUUCCUGUACAUAAAUUGUAUUGUCUAAUGCAUUCUGUGAAUCAUACUAUAUUCAAAGUGCUGUAGAUGUAACAAAUCAUGUAACUGUAACGUUGCACUGGCAUGCUGAAACACUAUUUUUGCACGACCAGUCUUGCCCAUUUCUAGCAGUUAAAAGGAGAGAUCUUUCAUACAGAAGUGAUUGUUUAAUCUGGGAAACACCAAAGAAAUUCUUAAUUUUACCAGUGUACAAAAGAAAGGAGAUUACUCCAUAAUUUCCCUUUAUUGCAAUGAACUUCAUUGUAAAAUUACUGCGAUUUUUUAUUAUUAUUAUUUCCUUGGCCCUCUAAAGGGUAAUCUGUGCAUCAGUGUUGUGGAUUUGUGGAUAACAAUAUCAGUCUCACAGAAAGUACUGUUAUUUAUGUGACAUGAGGUUGUUGUGCUUAUUGUUGAAUGUUUUUUCUGGAACAUUACAUGUGUGCUGUUCUGAUGGGAGAAAUGUUGGCAUUGAAACAUUUAUUUUUUACAUAAUUGCAGUGUUAAUAAUGUAACUUUUAAUCUUACCUGUGCCAUUAUUUUUUAAAGAAAAAAAAAGUGAGUAACCUUUGUGGUCAGGGAUAAAUUAUAAUACGUUUUGUAAAUUAUGUACCGUAAUACUAAAUAUUUAGGUUUAAUUUAUAAGCAUAGUUAAUUUAUUUUGCACAGAAAAAUUCAAAUCUAUCUCAUGAGUCUUCUAUAUAAAGUUAAAGCAUCAUUUUUAAUAUCGGGAAGUGGAUCAAGUACAGUAAAUACUACUACUACUAUAAAUUUGACUAUUCUUAAUUACUUGUUUUUCACUAUGAACUUUGCUGUUCCAGUUGAAAUGAAAUACUCCAAGUACAUAAUGAAUUGGAGGUUCUUUAUUUGAUGUUAUGAUUUUAAAAAGUGUGUUACUGUGGAAGGUGAAGCGAUCAGAACAAUUUAUUGGCAGUUGUUCUGUCAUCUAGGCUGUGCAAAAUGUAUCCAUUGUGUUGCACCAAAUGUCUUUAAAUGCCAUGAUUGUAGUUGACCUGGAAUGAAAUAUUUUUAUGUUAUUUAUGAGUGUGCAUCCUGUAUUAUAGCUUAACAAACUGCACUGUACAUCAGCUAAUAAUAGGCUGUUUUUUGUAUGUAACUAUUUUUUAUUUUCCCCCUGUCAUUUGCCUUUUAUCAGCAUUCCUUCUCCUUGGUCCUAUCAUGUUGCACAUUUCAUUGUAUUUUGUAAUUGCCUCAAGUUUAUCUGGAGAUUCAGCCCACAUGAUGUUGCACUUAUUUGUGUGAUUUGAACUAUUAUAUAUGUUUGUUAUAGUGUGAUUUUAUUUUCUAUUGUUCGUGAUAUAAUAUCCAAUAAUAUUCUUAUACAAAAAGAUCUUUUACUUUUGAAAAUAAAAGAACUUAUAUUUCUAUUUA